This is a messenger RNA of Amoebophrya sp. A25, 300 nucleotides long. The record is from the annotation of a GenBank genome assembly. Lineage: Eukaryota; Dinophyceae; Syndiniales; Amoebophryaceae.
AUGGCUCUUUCGCAACAGGUGGAAACGCGCGAUGUUUACGUGGAUGGACAGCCGAAAAUCAAGUCCUUCCCGGAGGAAUUGAAGCAUGUGCUGAUAACAGGAAAAAACGAACUUUCUGGUGGACCGGGAGAAGAAGAUCAGAUGGGUGGCGAAUUGGAAGAAGAGCAAGCGAAGAGCGACAUCGAGGCAGAUUCGCGAAAGUCUUCUCCACAGGUACCCACCAGCAAAACCAAAGCAAAUGCGCGUGCUACUGAGAAGGCAGCAUCUCGGAAGAGGGCAACGAAAAAGACGCCGAGCACG